CAUCGGCCCCGGGCAGCAUGGAGCGGCGCUCCCGGGUGCUCCCAACCCUCCUCGCGUGGUGCUUCGUCACCUUCCAGGCGGCCACCUGCAUGCAGGAGCAGCCCCACACCCAUGCCGAGGAACGCCUCUUCAAGUACCUCUUCACCGGCUACAACCGGUGGUCGCGGCCAGUGCCCAACGCCUCCGACGUCGUCAUCGUCAGGUUCGGGCUGUCCAUCGCACAGCUGAUCGAUGUGGACGAGAAGAACCAAAUGAUGACCAUAAAUGUCUGGCUGAAGCAGGAGUGGAGUGACUACAAGCUACGUUGGAACCCGGCAGACUUUGACAACGUCACCUCCAUCCGUGUGCCCUCUGAGAUGAUCUGGAUACCUGACAUUGUGCUCUACAACAACGCCGAUGGUGAAUUUGCUGUGACCCACAUGACAAAGGCCCACCUCUUCUCCAAUGGGAGGGUGAAGUGGGUGCCGCCUGCCAUCUACAAGAGCUCGUGCAGCAUCGACGUCACCUUCUUCCCCUUUGACCAGCAGAACUGUAAGAUGAAGUUUGGCUCCUGGACUUAUGACAAGGCCAAGAUCGACCUGGAGAACAUGGACCACCACGUGGACCUCAAGGACUACUGGGAGAGUGGCGAGUGGGCCAUCAUCAAUGCCAUCGGCACCUACAACUCCAAGAAAUAUGACUGCUGCACUGAGAUCUAUCCUGACAUCACCUUCUGCUUCACCAUCCGCCGCCUCCCGCUCUUCUACACCAUCAAUCUCAUCAUACCCUGCCUGCUUAUCUCCUGCUUGACUGUGCUGGUCUUCUACCUGCCCUCUGACUGCGGGGAGAAGAUCACACUCUGCAUCUCCGUCCUGCUGUCCCUCACUGUGUUCCUGUUGCUCAUCACAGAAAUCAUCCCUUCUACCUCCCUGGUCAUCCCUCUGAUCGGAGAGUAUCUCCUCUUCACCAUGAUCUUUGUCACACUCUCCAUCAUCAUCACUGUCUUCGUCCUCAACGUCCACCACCGCUCCUCCAGCACCCACAAGAUGCCCCGCUGGGUGCGCAGCUUCUUCCUGAACUUCAUCCCUCGGUGGCUUUUCAUGAAUCGGCCUCCUGCGCUGCCUCCUGGUGAUGGGGCUGCGGGGCAGUAUGACCUGCAGAGGACAAGGCUCAGCACCUCCCGGUGCUGGCUGGAAACGGAUGUGGAUGACAAGUGGGAGGAAGAGGAGGAGGAGGAGAAGGAGGAGGAGGAGGAGGAGGAGGAGGAGAAGACGUACCACAGUCGCAUGCCCCAGGGGGGCUCCCGCAGCCAGGGUGCCCAGUGCCGCUAUGUCUGUGGGCACCAAGUCAGGAAGGCAUCAGAGGGCCCAGCCCAGAGAGUGCCCUCUAAGGGAGAUGAUGCGGGUGCAGACAAGGGGCUGCUGCUGUCCCCCGGCAUCCUGAAGGCCUUGGAAGGGGUGCAGUACAUUGCUGACCACUUGCGAGCGGAGGACGCUGAGUACUCGGUGAAGGACGACUGGAAGUACGUGGCCAUGGUGAUAGACCGCAUCUUCCUCUGGAUGUUCAUCAUUGUCUGCUUGCUGGGGACCAUGGGGCUCUUCCUCCCACCCUACCUAGCAGGGAUGAUCUAG
Messenger RNA from Struthio camelus australis, 1610 nucleotides. RefSeq names its product cholinergic receptor nicotinic alpha 2 subunit (gene CHRNA2). Gene Ontology annotation, biological process: regulation of membrane potential; signal transduction; synaptic transmission, cholinergic. Gene Ontology annotation, molecular function: acetylcholine receptor activity; acetylcholine-gated monoatomic cation-selective channel activity. The record is from RefSeq and is a predicted model, not a curated record. NCBI's taxonomy places the organism in Eukaryota, Metazoa, Chordata, Aves, Struthioniformes, Struthionidae. Gene Ontology annotation, cellular component: postsynaptic membrane; synapse; plasma membrane.